Ictalurus furcatus (blue catfish) is the source of this 2037-nucleotide messenger RNA. It is a transcript of the gene cnn1b, whose product is annotated as calponin 1, basic, smooth muscle, b. The coding region runs from base 244 to 1134 and encodes 296 amino acids. The record is from RefSeq and is a predicted model, not a curated record. NCBI's taxonomy places the organism in Eukaryota, Metazoa, Chordata, Actinopteri, Siluriformes, Ictaluridae. Gene Ontology annotation, molecular function: actin binding. Gene Ontology annotation, biological process: actomyosin structure organization. The transcript has 7 exons.
ACGCGCAGACUGGAAGCGUUUAAAAAAGAUUGGGGGAAAAGUGUGGCGUUGUGACGCUUCUCCUGAUGCGGGGUGAAACGGGAUAGUAACCGAGGAAGCAAAUCCCCCCAACAUCAGCAUAGGGCUCAACUUUUACCACCGAUAUCUGCUGGAGCAGGAUAACUGUUCUUCAGAGUCUCCAACUGACGCAUUUCUUAACUACUUAGCUCGACUCCAAUAAAUAAAUAAAUAUAUUGUUUAAAAAUGGCACAGCACUUCAGAAGCGGGCCAGCUUUCGGACUUUCCGCGGAGGUGAAAAGCAAGCUUGCACAGAAGUACAACCCUCAGAAGGAGGAGGAGCUUAGGCUUUGGAUCCAUGAGCUCACAGGGCGCAAAGUUCCCGACAACUUCAUGGAGGGCCUUAAAGAUGGAGUCAUCCUGUGCGAACUCAUUAAUGCUCUUCACCCUGGCUCUGUGAGAAAGAUUAACAACUCCACUCAGAACUGGCAUCAGCUGGAAAACAUAGGCAAUUUUGUCCGAGCCAUUCAGGAUUACGGUCUGAGGCCGCACGACGUCUUUGAGGCAAACGACCUGUUUGAGAACACCAACCACACGCAGGUCCAGAGCACUCUGAUCACACUGGCUGGGAUGGCUAAAUCUAAAGGCGUCCAUACAAAAUCUGACAUCGGGGUGAAAUAUGCAGAGAAACAGCAGCGUCGGUUCGCCCCAGAGAAACUGAAAGAGGGCCGCAACGUUAUUGGCCUUCAGAUGGGGACCAACAAGUUCGCCAGCCAGAAGGGAAUGACAUCAUACGGCACAAGGCGUCACCUCUAUGACCCCAAAGCUGGCAUGGAAAAUCCUGUAGACCAGUCAACAAUCAGUCUGCAGAUGGGAACUAACAAAGGAGCCAAUCAGUCUGGUAUGACGGCGCCGGGCACCAAGAGACAGAUCUUUGAUAAGAAGCUGGACAUGGAAACCUGUGACACUUCCAUCGUCUCACUGCAGAUGGGGACUAACAAGGUGGCAUCACAGUCAGGCAUGACUGUCUACGGGCUCCCGCGUCAAGUCUACGACAAAAAGUACUGCACUUACGCUGAAGACUACAUGGACAACGGCCAGGACCUGCAGAUCGAUGGAUACCAGUACUCUGACUAAGAUACCCACACGCCGCUGCUUUCUUUUUUUUUAUUCACUUGUUUCUUGCCCACUUUUUAAAAAAAUAUAAACCUCAUCCUGCAAGACCACGCGAACUGUUAACAGCCAUCCAGCAUACCAGGACAUUAGGUCUAAUUUAAUAUGGAAUUUUUUUUAAUUAUGUUUGAUAUGUUUUUUUCUGCCACAGGCUGCCCCUGUUUCUCACUCAGAAUCGUUUAGAUUUUUUCAUUUUUCGAGUGUAGCAGCUUCCUGUCACCACUGUGCAUGACAUUCUGGUGUUUUGGACAAAACUAUUCUUCAAAAAUGACAGUGAAAAAAAAACCUAGAAUAUUUAUGAUUUAUGACCUUCAUAGUUUGGUUUGAUUUGGUUUGGUUUGGUUUGAAAUAGCCCUGAAUAUCCACUAUUGCUGCUGAUGAUCGCAAGUCUGAGGGAGUAAUAGCAAAAAAAAAAAGGAAAAGAAAGGUUCCACAAGGAUGCUAUGGUACUAACCAAGCACAGCGAAACUGAGGACACUCCACUAACAUCUAAGAAUUCUAUCCACCUUUAUGAGAGAAGCUUUGUUGCCUAAGAGGACACCUGAGAAAGCACAACAUUAUACCAGUCGGACAUCUAAAAUCAAACCUGUCCUUUUUUAGGUUCCUGCGAUUUGCAGUCAACGUCGUGUCUCUCUCUUUUCUUCUAUCUUUUAUACCAUAGAUGCAUGAGAAAAUGGUUCACAGAUGGACAUAUCAUUUAGCCGCGAGGCUUUAAAAUCUAAACUCUACAGGUGCAGUACAACAUGACACGAAGAAUGUAAUGUACACCACUCCAGUAUUGCAUGGCUUUUGGAAGUGUGUAAAAUUUGAUAGAUUGUUUCCAUUACAGCUAAUUACUAAAACACACUCUGUGCCUUGAAUAAUAAA